AUGUUUUUACACAUAUUGAAUUUUAAAAUCUACAGUUUUGCAAGUUUUACAAACAGUUCAGACGAAAUUAAAAGUAUUUUUGACAGUAAUUAUUCAAACGAAAAAAAUAAUUCUUCUAAUGAUGACAUUAAAAAAGAAAACUUUUUUGAAGGUGGUUUAAUUAAGGAAAAUAACGUAAAAAAACAUUCUGCAUUUAUGGAAUAUUUAAAGUAUGAUCAAAAAGAUGGACAUGCUUUACCUGAACUUAAAAGUAUACCUUUAAAAAGUGAAAAUUAUAAAUCGGAUGUUAAACCUAAAUUACAUAAAUAUGUAGAUAACUUUGCAGAGCAACUUACAAUUUCAAAAAAACUUAAUGAUUCCGGUAGCAACCUAUUUCUUGGAGUUCCAGAAGUUUUUCAUACAAAUGGCACUUCCUCGAUUAAACCUCGAAAGGGUGUGGAUUUUAAUCAAGCAGUAAGUCUCAAUGAAAUAACUAGUGAUAUUGCUGAUUAUAAUUUUUUUUCAUCAAAUAGUUCAAACAUUUAUAUUACUGAAAAAAAUUGUAGUGUCUUAUCAAAUUAUCAAAAUACAACAUGUUAUUGUUGUAAGAGUGCUGAAACUUUUUCAAGUUUUCAAAAGUUUUUGCUCAAUUGUAAACUGUGUAACAUAACUAAUGAAAAUUUAAAUAAUUCUGAUUGUCUCAAUACAUAUUGUAAAAAUAUUAAUGGAUCAAAAAAAACUAAGGUUUAUGAAGAUAAACCGAAAAUUUUAAAACUUAACACAAACAAAACUGUAACAGAACAAGAAAUAAACAAAACUAAAAUAUUUGAAAGUAAUCAUUUAAAAGAAAUUAAUACAACCAAGGUUUCUGAAAAUUUGAACAAGAGUUUAAUAUUUAAACCUGAUAUUACAAAAGUUCCUCAUGAUAAUGAUAUUAUUAAUGGCCUGGUAAGCAAUUCUAAAAAAGAAAUUCUUUUACCCAUUGCUGCUUCAAUAUUAUUGUUACCAUUAAUAGGUAUUCUUUUAUUUUUUCUAUGGAGAAAAACUAAAGAAUAUUGGGAUAAAAGAUAUUAUAAAAGAAUGGAUUUUUUAAUCGACGGAAUGUACAAUGAUUGA
Messenger RNA from Pediculus humanus corporis (human body louse), 1095 nucleotides. RefSeq lists its product as uncharacterized. The coding region runs from base 1 to 1095 and encodes 364 amino acids. Lineage: Eukaryota; Metazoa; Arthropoda; Insecta; Psocodea; Pediculidae. The record is from RefSeq and is a predicted model, not a curated record. The transcript is spliced from 2 exons.